Megalobrama amblycephala (Wuchang bream) is the source of this 3491-nucleotide messenger RNA. RefSeq lists its product as uncharacterized. The transcript has 3 exons. Lineage: Eukaryota; Metazoa; Chordata; Actinopteri; Cypriniformes; Xenocyprididae. The coding region runs from base 1304 to 2344 and encodes 346 amino acids. The record is from RefSeq and is a predicted model, not a curated record.
CUUUCAGUCUAGAGUAUAUAGUACAUUUCACGCUCAUAAGAGUAAAAAACAUCAGCAUUGUGGAGUAAAUUUCUUUCGUACAGACAUUUAUCAAGCUUGCACUCCAGAUCUUCCAGACAAUGAAAAUACUGCUUUUGAAGACAAUCCAACACAUUUGGAUGAUCUGGACCUCUCAGCAUCUCUGUUAUCUUUACCGUGUGAAGAAAAUGUGCAAGAUUUACUACAUCGAAAACUAGCAUCAUUCUUUCUUCGGUUGCAAACAGUUCUUCAUGUUUCCAAAGCAGCAACCCAGGAAAUUGUAAAUGAACUUACCAGCAUUUUCACAGUUGCAGAAGAGUUUACACCAAACAUAAUUGAAGAUGUUUUGAGCAAGCACAACUGUGCAAUAAGUGAUACAGUUAUCAGUGCCAUAAAAGAGAUUAUUGUGAAAGCAAAUCCAUUCAGUUCUCUGACAAAGAGUGGCCCUUUUAGCACAGAAUACAAACGGACAAUUUUUUACAAGGAACACUUUCAAGUGAUUCAACCUGUUGAAUAUGUUCUAGAUGCGUCGUCUUCAAGAAAGUGUGUUUAUAUUCCUGUUUUGCAAACAUUGUCAGUACUGUUAAACCGUAAUGAUGUUCUAGAUAAACUUUUGCAGACAGAAGACAGGGAAUAUUUUCCAGAAUGGGCCCAGUUUAAGUCAUACAGGGACGGCCUAUAUUGUAAAGAGAAUCAGUUGCUUUCUUCAGAAGAUUUAAGUAUAGCUUUGGGAUUGUAUAUAGAUGAUUUUGAAGUUUGUAAUCCAUUAGGAACAUCUAGAAAGAAACAUAAGAUCUGUGCAGUUUAUUGGGUGCUUUCAAAUUUACCAAUUCGGUAUAGGUCUUCUGUCCAAUCAAUAUACCUGGCAUGCCUUUCCUACAGCAGUGAUGUGAAAAAAUAUGGCUACAGUGCCAUUCUUGAGCCGUUGCUGAAAGACAUAGAAGUACUAGAAAAUCAAGGAAUAUAUGUUCAAAAACUGGGAGAAAAUAUUAGAGGUACUGUACUGUAUGUCUCUGCGGACAAUUUGGGUGCGCACUCACUUGGUGGCUUUCAGGAAAACUUCAAUGUGGAUAAAUUUUGUAGAUUUUGUUUGGCCAGCCGCUCAGAAAUUAACAUUCAUAAAGUAAGCGAUGGUUUGUUUCCACUCAGAACAACCGAAGCUCAUGAAAACAUCCUUCUGGAAUUAAAGGGGACAGAUUUGGUUUCUGUGGACGGUGUAAAAAGAGACUGUGCACUUAAUAGACUCUCUCAUUUUCACACAAUUCAGGGAUUCCCCCCAGAUUUCAUGCAUGAUGUAUUGGAAGGGGUAGUACCGAAGGAACUGAGUUUUUGCCUUAAAUCCUUCAUUUCCAAACAUUAUUUUACUUUUGAUGAUCUUAACUCAAUUAUUCAGUCCUUUCCUUUUAAAUGUUCUGAUAAAAUUAACAGACCUCAACAAAUUCCAAAAUCUUUUACAAUAAAACGCACUAUAGGGGGUAACUGUCAUGAAAACUGGACUUUAUUGCGAUUCUUGCCAUUGAUGAUUGGUGACAAAGUACCAGAGAAUGACAAAACAUGGCAAAUUGUUUUGGAACUAAAAGACAUUGUUGAACUUCUGACAUGUGGACAUUUCUCUGAAGAGACAUUGCACUACUUGGAGUUUAAGAUCUCAUCUCAUAGGUGCUUGUUAAAAGAAGUCUUUCCUGACUUCAGUCUUUUACCAAAACAUCAUUUUCUCGAACAUUACCCUGAACUUGUUCGUAGAUUUGGACCAUUGGUAGAUUUCUGGACCAUUCGCUUUGAAGCCAAGCACAGCUGUUUUAAAAGAGUGAUUCAUGAUGUUAGGAACUUUAAAAAUAUCUUACUCACUCUUGCUACAAAGCAUCAGCUCACAUUAGAAUAUUGUCUAGACCAACCCAGUCUUUUUAAACCUGACUUGGAAGUUGGGCAUGUUGCUUUUGUUUCUGUGGACACUCUGGAGCACUCUAUGAAACGAGCUAUAGAGGACAAAUUUGCAAAUAUCACCACGGUAUCUCUUGCAAGUCAUGCAUCUCUCCAUGGGACUAAGUAUGCAGAAGGAAUGUUCCUGUCAGUGGGACAUACAAGUGGAAUGCCUGACUUCGCCAAGUUGGUUAAGAUUUUGAUAGUGUCCAACAGAGUGUCAUUCAUCAUUGAACCUUACAUUGCAUGGCCCAUUGAGCACUUAAGGUGUUAUGAACUGGAAAAAAGUCUUGCCCCUGAACUAAAGGUUGUGGAACCACAUGAACUAAAUGGACACCACCCCCUCAACCCAUACAUGCGAGCAGGCAAAUUAAUGGUGGUGCCAAAGACCAAACUUAUUUAUUAGGGUCGUAAAGGUUCCCCUCCAACUUCAAAAUGCUUCUUCGAGUGAUCAUCUCUGAACGGGACGUUCAAAAAAUUACACUUGACACUGUCCCUGACACAGUCCAUGGUCUCAAAGAGGUGUUGAGAAGCAAACUGCAGCUAAGAGACAGUUUUGAUCUUCAGUAUGAGGAUAAUGAUUUUCACGAUUUUUGCAACCUUACUUCUGUAACUGAUCUACCCAAGGACAAGGCGACACUGAAAAUCCUGUUUAGCCCCUCUGAUAAAUUUUCAGACUCAAGUUUGGAUAUUGCAGUAUUGCCUGUAUCACAAUCUCCAUCAACAUCGACUCAAAUCAGCAGCUGUAUCUCAGAGAUAAAACAGAGUCGUUCACAUCCAUGGCCUGCUGUCUUUACUAUCCCCAACUUCUCAUAUGAUGUUGAGCUGAGACUAAAGCAUGGUAACGAGGCUUACAGUACAGAUGGAACUCUUCUGACAAUGUCUCGAGACAUGCAGACAGAAAUACUGGAUAAACUUGCUGAAGCAGUGUUCGCUUACAAAGCUUACCCAGACAAAGAGGAAAUCAAAAGUGUGGCUGUUGCACUCGUUGAAAAACACCCUUGUCUGAAAGAAAGGGGAUCUGCAGCUGGGUGGUAUGGUUGGAAAUUAAGUUUGACAUGGAAGAUGGGAAACUACAGGUCAAAACUAAGAGAUGCAGGUUGUAAAGAACUCAAAGUGAAUUCUGCAAAGAGAGGUCUAGAGGGACUCCAAGGACAGCGAAACAAAGUGAAGAAGCCAAAAAGGUCUGAGACAAACUUUCUCCCAGAUCACCCUUCAGGAAAAGACCAGAAAACACUGGAACAUGAAAGGGAACUGAUGUGCCAGGAGAUGAAAAAGAGGAAUCCAGACAUGAGUUUUGUGAAUACAGCCAUGAGCAGCACAUAUUCUCUCCGGAGACAGGAAAUAGUUGAAAAUGAACCUCCAGUAUAUGAAAUGAAAAAGAGGUGGCCAGCUAUUUUUUGUGAGAGACAGAUCAGUGCAGAAUUCAACAGACUAAUGUCGCUGGACCUGAGCAAGUCCUUUUAUGAGGGUCUCGACCGAAAUCUACCAAAACUGCUGUGCCUGUACCGUUCAAAGCGCUGUGCUGGGAUUGCAGAAAUGAGGACCGUAAU